UGCCGCCACUAAUAAUAAUAAUAAUAAAAUGGUUAGUAGAGUAUCCAAGAGUAUCAGUACCUUGACUAGCCACGUGAAUAGUAUUUCAUCGUUAUUAUGAUAUUAACUUAGGAACAUGUCAAGUGAUGUCGAGAAAAAAGGAUAGGAAAAAUGGAAAAGAGUGACUGACAAACUGACAAAUGAGUGGUAGCAAGUUUCUGAAACGUCAAAUAAAUGGCCUUAACUACUAGAGUACUGUUAUAAAUAUCUAUUACAAAUUAGAAAUCAAAGAAAUACCCUACAAUAACGUUUCAAAACAUUUUUCUAAUAUGGAAGUGGAAACCAAGCCUUUUGAGGAGGUUAAGAAUGAGGGAUCAUCAGGUGGAUCUUUCAAUUUUGUUCAUGUAAAUGUAAACGUGAAGCAAGAAGAAGCUGAUGAUAAGGAAUUUAAAAACAAUUUCGGAGAAAUUAAUGUGAAGAAAGAAUCCAUUUCAGAAGAUGAAGACUCAUCCAGUGGAACUUCUGAAAGCAGUUCAAACAAUGCCAGUACUUUCCAUACAGACAGCAAUUCUAGUGAAGACUUUUUUGAGAACAGUGUCAAAAAUGAGUCAGAGCGUCGUAAAAAUAAUACCUCUGAUAGUGAUUACUUAGAAAUUCAAAAUAUGAACAAUUCUAGUAACAGUUUUGAAAAUGCCAUUGGACAUGUGAUAGACAAUGAAACUGAAAGUGAAAAUGAGAAUGAAAAAGAAGAACUAGAUUCUUUGGCUUGUAGAGUGUGCAAAGUGAAAUUUCCAGAUGAAAAUUGCCUGGAUUCCCAUAAGAAAAAACCGGCCCUUGAAAGAUCUUUUGAUUGCUGUGCAUGUGGUAAAGCUUUUAGGGAUAUGACACAAUUAAAUGUCCAUACCAGAAAGCACACAGGUGAAAAGCCUUACCAAUGUAGAUUCUGUAGGAAACGUUUUUCAAUCAAUGGUAACCUGAACAAGCAUAUCCGUACUCACACAGGAGAAAAACGCUUUGAAUGUGAUGUGUGCAAUAGAAAGUUUACCCAAUUUGCCCAUUUAGAGGACCAUCUAAAAACCCACUCCCUUGACCGUCCUUUUGUUUGUGACCAUUGUGAGAGUUCCUUCAAGACCAAGGCAAGAUUAAGAAAACACAUUAAAUCCCAUGAUAGGGAUGCUAAAAAGAAAGUAUUACCCUGUCCGAUAUGCUACAAAUCAUUCUGGAGUUCUAAACAGCUCCUGAAUCACAUGACCCGUCAUUCCGAAAGUACCAAUCCUUUUAUGUGCAAGAUAUGUGAAAAGGAAUUCAAGGAUUAUCCUACCCUCACCAACCACAUGAGAACUCACAAGAAAACUCACAUUCGUCCAUUCAAGUGCCACAUGUGUGACAAAGCUUUUGCUUCAUCCAGUCAUCUCAGAAGACACCUCAACUCACAUGCAGGUAUCAAACCAUAUAUAUGUGAGUUGUGUAUGAGGGGAUUCCCAAAUUCACAGAACCUCAAACGACACAUGAAAACGCAUACGGGAGAAAAACCACAUGUAUGUGAAACAUGCCAAAGAGCCUUCUUGUCAUUGGAAAACCUCAAUAGACACAUGAGAAUACACACAGGAGAAAAACCUUACUCUUGUCCCAUGUGCGAUCGCAAAUUUGCCCACAGUACCACCGCAAAGGAACAUCUCAGGGUGCACACUGGCGAACAGCCCUUCGGAUGUAGUACCUGUGGAAAACGAUUUCGUAUUAAUAAAGAACUAUAUAAACACAUCCGCAAUAAGCAUCCCGAACAUAUGAAUAAAAAUUUUUCGGAUAAAAGUGUGGAAAAUCCCUUCUCGGCGCAGCUAGUUUUCAUCAAAAAUGAAAAAAUUGAUCCAGAAUCGGACGAUUCAAAUGGAGAAAUUGUUUAAAUGUUAAAAAAGUUGUUAAUAAUUGACUAGAUCAAUUUGUUGUUUUUUAUUGUUAUAUCUGCAUCAUCAGGCAGAUUCUGAUUAACGUAUUCGUUGGAUUUCGAAUUAGUGACGCACAUAGAGUUAAUAGAAUUAGGGUGGGCAAGCUCAUCGGGAAAAGAAAGAAACGAAAAAUAAAGGGACCUCAUAUGUAGCUGUUUUCAUGCACACUGAUAGUGAACUGUGCCGGUCAAUCAGAAACAUCAUUAAAUAGGAACAGGGGGAGAAAGGGUUCCAUUAUUUUUCAUUUUAUAUCUCAGUCAGAGUACAGAGUUGCAUGGAACUUGCCUACUCUUCUAUUAUCUCUAUGGUGACGCGCAGAACAUGUGGGUAAUAAAUUGUACCAAAAGGAUUGAACGUCACCAUUAAAAUCAGGACCCAUUCUGCACGGCAAGAAUAAAUUAACAAUUAGGGGUUCCUCAUUGGUACACCAUUAUUUUAUUAAAAACAAAUUAAUAUAUACAGGGUGAUCGAGAUAUGUAAUGUAUAAUGUGAAUAGGUACUUAUAUGUACUUGUACUAACUAUAAAUCCAAAUACAAUUUGUUACAAAAUAAUAAUUGCAGAAAUAAGCAAAUACAAUACUUUUGUUAAAGAAAGUGCCGUAUUUACGCCUUAAAAACAAGGAAUGUUGUUUCCUAUUUCAGUGAUAAAUAUUUAUUGUCACCAACCGAUAAUUUCAAUUAUUAAACAAAAAUUUAUUGUUUGUUAUAUUUACCUACAGUAACGCUUACUUGUAAAGUCACCAUGAUUAUGUUAUAUAAAAAAAGUCGCCAAUAAUCGUACUUUUUGAACAAUAAGUGCAAUUGUACUUUAAAUAAAUAUAUUAAUUGUUUAAUUUCAACGUAAUAUGCUUUUUACGAUUUAUCGAAUGUCUUUUCCUUCAAACAUCUAGUAACAUUUUCAAAAGAAAUGCAAUGACAACACGAAAUAAAAAAAAUAGAAAGCCUUGGUUUGAAAAUUCCAAUGUAGGUUAUUUUCCCGAAAUUUUUGCUUUAAAAGUUGACCAGUACAGCAAGACCAUUAAAAUUUGAAUGGAAUAAAAUUUUGUUAAGUGUUCAAUGAAGGUGUAAAAGUACGUUUUUCGAUGUGACAAAAUGACAAGACCAAAUUACUGAAUGACCACAACAAAUAUGAAAGAUGUUGCACGAGAUGAUCCACAAAGUUCUGCAGGGGCGAGAACUUCUAACUCGAUGGCCUUACUAGACGGCAAUGCGUUCAGAGUAAGACUAAUGCAUUUCAAGUGCCCCAUUAUAAAAGCAGUUAAAUGUCAAAUAACGCAUGCAGAUGAAAAAUUUAAUGAAGAAAUCCAAAGUAUAAGAUCGUAGUAGAUUACCUGAACCUUUUUUAGGAACAAUUCGUGGAAGAAAAGACUUCAUAAAUACCGUCGGUAUUUAUUAACUUUAGUAUUAUUGGUAUUUUUAACGUGGCUCUUGUUAUUGUAUGGGGCUUUUUUUGGAAUUACGCUUUGUGGAAAUUCGGGUUCGUGUUCAAGAUCCCCAUCAAGUUACGGAGACAACGAUCUUUGGAAAAAAAAUCCACACGGCAUCUACUAGAAAAAAAUACCCGAGAAUUAUUUAGAAUCAUUUAUUACGCCCUUUUACACAUUUUUUCUGUACGCCUUAAAAUCAUGUGCUUCUUUAUUAUUUUUAUACCUGUAAGUGUUGCUGUGGUGUUCACUCUGUUGCGAAUUAUAUGAAUUUUAUAACAGUUCAAUUGUAUGUAAAUUGUAAAAAUUGAAUUUGACGCCAUUAAAUUGUAAAGUUCCUUUUUAAGAUAGCAAUUAAUAAACAUACUUUUUUUAAAUA
Molecule: messenger RNA, 3725 nt
Organism: Agrilus planipennis (emerald ash borer)
Lineage: Eukaryota; Metazoa; Arthropoda; Insecta; Coleoptera; Buprestidae
Product: zinc finger protein OZF-like
Exons: 3
Coding region: 309-1880 (523 amino acids)
Source: RefSeq, a predicted model, not a curated record